Messenger RNA from Saccostrea echinata, 1320 nucleotides. RefSeq names its product ficolin-1-like. Lineage: Eukaryota; Metazoa; Mollusca; Bivalvia; Ostreida; Ostreidae. The record is from RefSeq and is a predicted model, not a curated record. Bases 162 to 1250 code for a protein of 362 amino acids. The transcript is spliced from 11 exons.
UCGUUUUAGAUAGCUUAUACUGUCUUUCCUGUACGGAGAGCGUAUCUCCCAGACAUUGUCACCAGAUUCAGAAGUGUGAUGUUGGAGAAACAUGUUUCACCCGAAAGUACACCACAAUAAACGGAGUGACUGUUUACGAUAGCAGUUGCACCCAUCUGUCGAUGUGUCCAGGCAAUAUAACCACGACACCAGCCGGUGACCCUCUGUCAGUCACAGACAAUUCAGAUUGUGUUGAAUGCUGCCAGACGGAUGCAUGCAAUAGCCAUGGUUGCGGAUCACAAGAAUACCCAGCCACGCGAGGUCCCCUAUGCUUUAACUGUGGACAGAUUGCCGACCCUACUCUGUGUCACAGAGCAGCUGUGUGCGCUCCUGAUCAAGUUUGUCAUAUUCAAGAAAAUAACGAGUUUGGUGAUACUUUUUAUACAACAAGCUGUAUAAAUAAACAUGAAUGUAGCAUUGGAAGUGGUUCAAUCUUUGGAAAGAGAGCCGAGAAAAGCGUGUGUAGCCAUUGCUGCUCAACUGAUCUCUGUAACAAUAAUUGUGGAAACGGCAUUCCGAUCACCUCCCCUCCUUCCACGACAGGAACCGUCCCGUUUGAUUGUUGGGAUGUCUACCAAAAUGGUUGGACAAGUUCGGGUGUGUACAUUAUCUUCCCCUGGAGAGACAUGUCACGUCCUGUGGAGGUGUUCUGUAACAUGGAGAUUCCUCCUGGGGGAUGGACUGUGUUUCAGAAACGUUUUGAUGGCUCAGAGUCUUUUAACAGAACAUGGGUGGAAUAUCAAAACGGUUUUGGUAGUGCACGGUCAGAAUACUGGCUAGGCAACGAAAUUUUACAUACCUUGACCGAGAGGAACAACACUAGACUCCACAUCAUUAUAAACUCCACGGAUGGACGUUCCUGGUAUGAAGAUUACGAUAUAUUUGCCGUGGAUGACAAGUCAACUCGGUAUAGACUUACACUAGGUGGUCAAGCUAAUGGAACUGCAGGCGAUAUGAUGAUGGACACAGGUCUACCACAGGCUAACCUCGGUGGUAAGAUAUUCUACACACCGGAUCCACCGUAUAAUGACAAUUACAACUGCACCGCGCGGCUACACGGCGGUUGGUGGUUUGCCGCGUGUGACUUCGCGUUCCUAAAUGGAUUGUAUGGGAACGUGUCCUGGUGGAAUCCUUGGCAUGGACCGAUAAUGCAGGGAGACACAUUCUUAGCAAGUGAAAUGUCAUUUAACAGACUUCAGGAAACAUUGUAGCAAUACUAUUUUGUAAAAGGUUAAUGAUCAUGUUUAUAUUCUGUACAUUUCAUUUCCACAUUUAAUUGUA